AUGUCUAAACUUCAGCAGCUCAAUGUGUUUCUCAACGAAAAAUUAACAGCAGUUCCUUUGGAGAUAUCUGUGGUAGUUCAAAAAACGAUCGCAGAGUACCAGGAAGAAAUAUCUCGUUUGGAACGGGCGAAUUCACGUCUACGAAGACUGCUGGAUUUGGUUUUCAAACCAGAGAUAAAGUUGCAUAGAUUAGCAGGUUUGUGACUACGUCUCUCUAUUUGACAUUCAUUUUACAUUGUAGCCUAAUUUUAGUCAUUUAAUAUGAGGGGCUUUGAGUAGUACAUCAUUUAGUCACAUAGUUAUCUAGCUACUGACUAAAUUAAAAGGUUCCUUGCAAUCCGGCAUCUUUAGGACGUCCAACUGACGUCACCCUAUUGAAGUUGACGUUUAAAAUGGUUAAAGGCCCAGUGCAUUCAAAAACGUGAUUUUCCUGUGUUUUCAGGGGUGAAAGUAGAUUUAAUUUAUUCCCGGUACGGGAACUCCUGAGUGUUUUUCUCAGCUAAUAGUCGGCAGAACAUAUUAUCAGACCAAUUCAUAGGCCUAUGCUACAAAUUAAACACAUCUGCUUAGUAGGCUAUAUAAUCAGUUCAAUGUCAAUAACAUAUCCUAAUAUUUUCAAUCUGAUUACACUGAUACAAUCACCAAUGUCUCUUAAAUUCGUUUUUUUAUAUUUAUUUUUGCGUUGAUUGGGGAAAAACAGCUUGCAAUCAAGUGAAAAUGUCGCUCUGAAAAAGUCUCAAAAGAAAGGUGGAUAAUGAAAGUAGAAGUUUCAGGGAAGAAUGGACAGUGAAAUAGGCAUUUUUAACAUAUUUCUCCACUGUCAAACCAGUGUAUAGUUUGCAACGAAACGGUUGCUGUUUGCAAAUAAUUUAAUAUUAGACAUCCUUAUGAAUCUAAGCAUGGCACUUUCAAAAGUUACCUUUUCUGCCCAGACAGAGGUAUUUAAGGAGUGCAUGGUGACAGUAUUGGAGGAUUUGGCUGUAGCAAAAUUGUGUCUGUCAAACAGGUAGGCCUACCUCUUAUUUUUUUAAUAGGAAGAAAUAGGCUCCAACAAAGCCCUCUUGUUGUUAGUGAAGUCAAAUUAAAAUGAAGACAAUUGUUGAAAUGAAUUAGUUUCAGCACCAUUUGUUGUCCACCUGUUUUUCAUUAUGCCGCUUGCCUUUUUAGUUGACUUUCUCCUGCACUCUCUCCACGUUAAUAAGUGAAUGAUUUAAAAUGUGUCUGUCUCAUGCCAUUGUAAUACAUUUGGUCUCAAGGCUUUGGGCUACAUAAAAACCACAUAGGCUACUACUGUUUCUACCGUAAGCAACAGCAUUUAUGUUAAAUGAGUUUGAUGGAGCGUUGGAGCGUUGGAGUGCCGCAGCGCUGCGUCUCUCCAACAGCACCCUGGUGCGGCGUGCUGGGCAUGGACAACAGCACCCUGGUGCGGCGUGCUGGGCAUGGACAAGCUAAAUAUUUCCCUUUGGCAAAGUGGGCACUGCUUAUCAUGGGACGGUAUCAGCGCUCACCUAAACAGCCCUCAUGCCACUGGGUGAGAGGAGUUAUCAUUGUUCUUGGGCAGAAUAAUGUGAGGUGUUAUGCAGUGGCUGUCAGUGCCAUUUAAGAUGAGGGAAGACGAUUUAUUAUUACAGCAUAUUGGAUGACUGUCAUUCAUAUUCCAUUCACCCAGUUCGUGAUAGGUUUAGGCUACUACUACCGGAUACUCUUAACACAUUACACACACUCUUUGACACAUUAAAUACCGCCUUGCACACUCUUGCAUGCAUUCUAGCUGAUAUAGGGUGUAAUCAUUAGUCCAACAGUUGCAAACAAGAGUUUCUAUUGGACAAAUUCUGGUAUGUUUAUCGCCAUUUUGUUCUGUUUGCUUCUGUUUAAGAAACGUUUUUCAACAGAAUCGGCGGAAUGAAUACACCCCGAUCACGUGUAAACACAGUUCACUUUCAUAGCAGCCACGUUAUAUUCCUUCUCGCAUCUAUGCACUCUCCUCCUCUCACCUUUUCCCUUUGCUUGUGGAUUUCAAUGCUCAACACAUCAGCUGUAUGUGACCAGGCGAAAAAACCUUUCCAAGCCAAACCAUAUCAUAACCGCUACACACAGCCUACAUCGUUGUCCCCAUAUUAGCUAAAGUUGCAUCAUAGUCAACAUACAGUGCAUUCGGAAAGUAUUCAGACCCCUUCCCUUUUUCCACAUUUUGUUACAUUACAGCCUUAUUCUAAAAUGUAUUACAUUACUUUUCUUCCUCCUCAAUCUACACAAAAUACCCCAUAAUGACAAAGUAAAAACUGGUUUUUAGACAUUCCUGCUACUUUAUUACAAAUAAAAAACAGAUACCUUAUUUACAUAAUUAUUCAGACCCUUUGCAUGAAACUCGAAAUUGAGCUCAGGUGCAUCUUGUUUCCAUUGAUCAUCCUUGAAAUGUUUCUACAACUUGAUUGGAGUCCACCUGUGGUAAAUUCAAUGGAUUGGACAUGAUUUCGAAAUGCACACAUCUGUCUAUAUAAGGUCCCACAGUUGACAGUGCAUGUCAGAGCAAAAACCAAGCCAUGAGGUCGAAGGAAUUGUCCGUAGAGCUCCGAGACAGGAUUGUGUCGAGGCACAGAUCUGGGGAAGGGUAACAAAACAUUUCUGCAGCAUUGAAGGUCCCCGAGAACACAGUGGCCUCCAUCAUUCUUAAAUGUAAGAAGUUUGGAACCACCAAGACUCUUCCUAGAGCUGGCCACCUGGCCAAACUGAGCAAUCAGGGGAGAAGGGCCUUGGUCAGGGAGGUGACCAAGAACCCAAUGGUCACUCUGACAGAGCUCCAUAGUUCCUCUGUAGAGAUGGGAGAACCUUCCAGAAGGACAACCAUCUCUGCAGCACUCCACCAAUCAGGCCUUUAUGGUAGAGUGGCCAGACGGAAGCCACUCCUCAGUAAAAGGCACGACAGCCGCUUAGAGUUUGCCAAAAGGCGCCUAAAGGACUCCCAGACCAUGAGAAACAAGAUUCUCUGGUCUGAUGAAACCAAGAUUGAACUCUUUGGCCUGAAUGCCAAGCGUCACAUCUGGAGGAAACCUACGGUGAAGCAUGGUGGUGGCAGCAUCAUGCUGUGGGGAUGUUUUUCAGCGGCAGUGACUGGGAGCCUAGGGAGACUAGUCAGGAUCGAGGGAAAGAUGAACGGAGCAAAGUACAGAGAGAUCCCUGAUGAAAACCUGCUCCAGGGGGCUCAGGACCUCAGACUGGGGCGCAGGUUCACCUUCCAACAGGACAACGACCCUAAGCACACAGCCAAGACAACAAAUAUGAUUAUAUUUAGUAUGGAAUAAUACUGUGAAAUUGAUGAUAAUGCCCUUUUAAUAUAAGCUGUUUGAAAAGACCCCCUGAAAUUUCAGCCUGUUUUGGUGGGAGGGAGUUUUUGCCUUCCAUGGUGACAUCACCAUGCGGUAAUUUAGUUAUUAGACCAAACAACAACGAGAGUUCCAAACCUCUCUGCCAAUAACAGCUAAUUUUAUCAGUUUUCCCCUCCCCACUCAAACCACUCAGACAGUCCAAGCUAAAUUUUGCUUGAGAUAUUGCUCUUUGAUAAGAAGCUAUUUUUGAACAUUUUUAAUUGAAAACAAUCACAGUAAGGUACUUAAUUGUCAAUCAAUUAUUUGAUAUUGAGAUAAAAACGGCUGCAUUGGACCUUUUAAGGUAAGGUUAAAGGAAUACUUCAGGAUUUUGGCAAUGAGGCCCUUCCCCAGAGUCAGAUGAACUUGUAGAUACCAUUUUUAUGUCUCUGUGUUCAGUAAUAUGAAGGAAGUUAGAGAUAGCAUUGGCGAAACUAACUGACUUCCCAAGGAUUCCGUAUAGCACUAACCAAAAGAAAGACGUGAGACUUUAGCUCUGCUGGCUAGCCAAGUAUCAUAUCUGCUCAGUAAUAUUGCAAUUACAAUAUAUAAUUUUGCCAGGAAAAUGUGGCUAUAGAAAAUGUACUUGAAAAAAGAAGACGACAGAAAAAUAAGUGUUAAUUUGUCAAUCAUUUUCUACAUUUUGUCUUAAAUUGCCCUCAGUUUUUGAAUAACUAUUUUAGCUACUGGGUUUCCACAGUUUGACGGCAUACUGUACACAUACUGUGUACAAGAUUUCUGUCUCAGGGUAUACCAUUGUACAUGCGUUCAAGAUAAUUCACGCUGAAAAAACUACAUGUUGUGGGGGGAUUGCAUCUAACAAUUGGAUUUAAAUAUUUAUUUGGCAUUGCUCGGCAAUCCCCCCCCCUCCCCCCAUCUAUCGACCACGGAUAUAAAGUUCCAUCAGAAGGUACUGUAUUCACACCCAUUGACUGUUUCCACAUUUUGUUGGGUUACAAAGUGGGAUUCAAAUGGAUUUAAUUGUCAUUGUGUCAACGAUCUACACAAAAUACUCAUGUCAAAGUGGGAGAAAAAUUCAAACAUUUGUAAAAAAAAUUGAUGAAAAAUAAAACACAAAUAUAUCUUGAUUAGAUAAGUAUUCAACCCCCUGAGUGUUAGAAUCACCUUUGGCAGCGAUUACAAUUGUGAGUCUUUCUGGAUAAGUCUCUUAAGAGCUUUGCACACCUGUAUUGUACAAUAUUUGCACAUUAUUCUUUAAAAAAAUAUUCAAGCUCUGUCAAGUUGGUUGUUGAUCAUUGCUAGACAGCCAUUUUCAAGUCUUGCCAUAGAUUUUCAAACCGAUUUGUCAAAACUGUAACUAGGCCACUCAGGCACAUUCAAUGUCAUCUUGGUAACUAACUCCAGUGUAUAUUUGGCCUUGUGUUUUAGGUUAUUGUCCUGCUGAAAGGUGAAUUUGUUUCCCAGUGUCUGUUGGAAAGCAGACUGAACCAGGUUUUCCUCUAGGAUUUUGUGUUUAGCUCUUUUUCAUUUAUUUUUAUCCCCCCCAAAAUUCUAUAGUUGUCUGUGAUGUGAUUAGAACUCACAACCUUUGAGUUGCUAGACGUUCACGUUUUACGCCCACCCAUCCACCCCAACCAAACACCCUCUGUUCAUUUUUGCCUUAAGUAACCAUCUGUCUUAUGUAACCAUACCAAACGUAACAUAUCAUAUUAAAUGGAGUGUCUCGGAUUUACAUACAGAAUAAUAUGAAAUGCUUUGAGACCAGGUUGGUCAAUUAGGUUAGUAUUGUGGAGUAACUACAAUGUUGUUGAUCCAUCCUCAGUUUUCUUUUAUCACAGAAAUUAAACUCUGUAACUGUUUUAAAGUCACCAUUGGCCUCGUGAAAUCCCUGAGCGGUUUCCUUCCUCUCCGGCAGCUGAGUUGGGAAGGACGCCUGCAUCUUUGUAUCUUUUCCAGUGAUGACGACAUGGAUGUCUCAUGGUAGGGUGGGGUAUACAAAAUGGGUCAACUUUGAACACCUCUAUCUCCUGAAUGUUUUGGCAUUCAGGUCCAAAAAGUCACUUUCUGACCACUUCUUCCAUGGCUAAACAUGUAUGAAAAGUUUUGUUUAAAUCAAAAAGGGGCGCUGUCAAAAAGUGAUUGAAUUCACAUGGAUUUACCCAGUCAUUAGUUUCAGACUGUAUAUCAAGAAUUUGUAUGAAAGUCAAGGCAAGGUAGGUAAGUGAUAUGAAGUCUAUAAUACCUGGGCUAUUUACUGGGGCGCAUCAUGCGUGUUCAGUCCAAUAAUGAGUCAAAAAUGUACAAACAAAAGCCAUUCACGAGCUCGGCCAACUGUUGGAUUGCCACCAUACUUAGUUAGCCUUAGCCUAUAGCUGCUUUUCAAAUACAUUUUUAAUGUAACUUCACUUACAUCUGACACAAGACAAGAAAUAGGUUGAGCCCUAUUUCUUGUCUGUUUUCAGCGUUUACGUUUUCAUCCAAUUUAAUCCUUUCUCCUUUCCUCCAGACCUCCAGCAGCUCACUGUCUCUGAAGAGGAUGUUAACUCAGAGCAGCAGCACUGUGAGCAGGAGUGGAGCCCCGGUCUGGGGCCGGUGGAGUCUGAUGCCGAGGAGUCUAUGUGGAACUCUUUCAACAUCGUAACGGUAGAGAACCAAACAGAAUUGGAUGGCGAGAGCUACAGAGAAUCUGAUGGCGAGAGCAACAGAGAAUCAGAAUCAACCAGUGACUAUCAACCCCCCUCUGAAGUAAAUCCAGAAAGUGACAAUGGUGAAAGUAAUAGCGGAAAAGUGGAUGGAGUGGAGAGUAGAAUAUCACUGUCAGGGUUAAAGCCUCUUAAACCAAAGCGAGGAAGAGGACGGCCAAUGAAAGAAACCAGUGAGUUGUCAGAUCUGAAGUGUGAUAUGUGCGUGAAAUGCUUUGCGACAGCAAGUGGUCUGAAAAGGCAUCAGCAACUCCGGCACAGCGAAGAGAGACCAUACAUGUGCGAUACAUGUGGGCAAUGUUUCGCCUUGAACCGCUACCUGAUCAGGCACAUGAAGAUUCACACAGUGGAGAGACAACAUUGCUGCACAGAA
This is a messenger RNA of Coregonus sp. 'balchen', 6401 nucleotides long. The record is from the annotation of a GenBank genome assembly. NCBI's taxonomy places the organism in Eukaryota, Metazoa, Chordata, Actinopteri, Salmoniformes, Salmonidae.